AUUAUUCUUUUAAAAAAUAAUUAGAUAAACGACUAGGUUUUACUCUUCCUUUUUCCUUUUUGUUUUUUAAUUUCUUUAUAUAUAUAUCUCCAACAAAUCGAAGCACUCACCGAAAAGCUUACUAUGUAGUACAGUACUAUCGAUAGAGUGUUUCUCUCUGUUUCAGACUUUGAGUCUCUUCGGGCACAGAAACGUUAACGAAAUCGAAAUCUAGGAAAGGUAUAAAUUGCCGACAACAAUGGCGUCGCCCGAGGCGUGGCUGUUGGAGAACGGGAAUAUCAAGGUUUUGAGCAAGGAGAUGCGGAAUGGCCGUACGGCUCACAAUGUGUCGUCUUCCUCGCUCCGGAAGAAAUCGGAUCGGGCGCUGCUCGCGGGUAUUCGGGUCGGGUUUCUGAGGAAUUUCCUCGGCAAUUUGCAGGAGGUUUUGCUGGGGACCAAGCUUUUCGUUUUUUUUGUCGCCAUUCCUUUCGCCAUUGCCGCUAAGUAUUUUCAUUUCGGAAGUCCAUGGGUGUUUGCUCUGAGUUGUCUGGGACUCAUUCCACUUGCAGAACGUGUUAGCUUUUUGACGGAGCAGAUUGCUCUCUUCACAGGGCCAACAGUUGGUGGGCUUCUAAACGCAACAUGUGGAAAUGUGACGGAGCUUAUCAUUUCAAUAUUUGCUCUGAUCCAAAACAAAGUAGAUGUUGUGAAAUACUCCCUUUUGGGCUCAAUUCUCUCCAAUCUCCUCUUGGUUUUGGGCUCCUCUCUCUUCUGUGGUGGCAUUGUCAACAUAUCUAAGGAGCAAAAGUUUGAAAGAAAACAAGCGGACGUGAACUCGCUGCUUUUGCUGUUGGGGUUGAUCUGCCAUGUGCUGCCUUUGAUGUUCAAGUUUACAGGCAAAUCGGAUCCGGAAUUAACGGCGUUGGCGACGCUGGCGUUAUCACGAGCCAGCAGCGUUAUCAUGCUCAUAGCCUACUUUGCUUAUCUCGUCUUCCAGCUUUUCACUCAUCGUCAGUUAUUCCAAGAGCAACGGGAGGAAGACGCAGUUGACGACGACGGUGACGUCGUCGUGUCGGUGGAGUCGCCGGUGAUUGGGGUGUAUAGUGCCUUGAUUUGGUUAGUUCUGAUGACCGGCGUCGUAGCGCUGCUGUCGGAAUACGUCGUCGCCACAAUCGAAGCUGCGUCAAAUUCAUGGGGAUUGUCUGUCUGUUUCAUUAGUGUGAUUUUACUACCAAUUGUUGGAAACGCAGUAGAACACGCAGGGGCCAUCAUUUUUGCAUUUAGGAACAAAUUAGAUAUAACUUUAGGGGUGGCUAUGGGUUCAGCAACUCAAAUCGCCAUGUUUGUGGUUCCUUUAAGCGUGAUAAUUUCAUGGAUCAUUGGCGUAAAAAUGGAUCUUGAUUUAAGUCUCCUUGAAACUAUUGCUCUUGGCCUGUCGAUACUAAUAACAGCAUUGGCGUUACAGGACGGAACCUCUCAUUACAUGAAGGGGUUGGUGCUUUUAUUGUGCUACUUUGUUAUUGGGGCAUGCUUUUUUGUAUCUUGGGAACCACUAAACACUGCUAACUUAGGAUCUAAUCACACGAUCAAGAAAUGGGCUGGAUUCUAGCUGGUACCUCACGAUGAGAUAUCCUUCUAUGGCGACGCAUGGGUGACAAUGUUAUUGGUAGUAUCUGUCUCAGGUUCCACAGUUGGAGAAAAAGACAAAGGCCCGAUAAUCCCUGACACGUUACGCGGCCUACGUGCCCAUAGCCGAUUGCUCAAUACAUGAGGAGUGUGUGCGCGCGUGGAGAAAAGACUAAAAUAUCCUUUUGUUGUAUUUAUAAAUAGUGGUCCUCUUUGUAUUUACGGGUUACACAUUUUUAUUAGAGCAUUUGAAAUACUA
Salvia miltiorrhiza (redroot sage) is the source of this 1864-nucleotide messenger RNA. Its product is annotated as vacuolar cation/proton exchanger 3-like. Gene Ontology annotation, cellular component: plant-type vacuole membrane. The coding region runs from base 239 to 1588 and encodes 449 amino acids. Lineage: Eukaryota; Viridiplantae; Streptophyta; Magnoliopsida; Lamiales; Lamiaceae. Gene Ontology annotation, molecular function: calcium:proton antiporter activity. The transcript has 12 exons. The record is from RefSeq and is a predicted model, not a curated record. Gene Ontology annotation, biological process: intracellular calcium ion homeostasis; calcium ion transmembrane transport.